Messenger RNA from Frieseomelitta varia, 3535 nucleotides. Its product is annotated as dipeptidyl peptidase 9. Gene Ontology annotation, molecular function: dipeptidyl-peptidase activity; serine-type peptidase activity. Gene Ontology annotation, biological process: proteolysis. The coding region runs from base 610 to 3120 and encodes 836 amino acids. The record is from RefSeq and is a predicted model, not a curated record. Lineage: Eukaryota; Metazoa; Arthropoda; Insecta; Hymenoptera; Apidae. The transcript has 10 exons.
UAAGAGCAAAGAAAGGGGAAUACUUUUCGAAGGUAAAGCAGAUUAAUGAGGAAGACAAAAAGAUUAGAGAAAAAUGAAACGACCCCGUCUUUGUUUAGUUAUUUUUACCGCUAUUUUUUCGCCCAAGGUAAAAUGAGCACAGGAUCGUCGAAAGAAAGAGAACAAAAAGAAAGGAUUCUUCAUCUUCGCCGCGUUCAUGACACAGUGUAUCUGGCUUCACGUGUCGUUAUUCUACGCUGAUGAAUAUUUACUCGCGACGAUUGCCAAAAUAGACAACUGUCACGCUGGCCACUUACCUACAGCUGGAUGUGUGAAAAUUCUUGGCAACUGUUUUACUGAAAACAGAUCGAAACUCGUGCCGAGAAUUUCGCAAAAUUGAUGUCGUGGGUCUGACCGAGAGAAGGGAGAGGCCUGUGUUUGGGGAGAAGGUGAAAGUGAGAACCGUUCACGAACAUAACCUAAGAAUAGAUUGCAUGCGCGGCUGUGGCAGAUUUCUCGGAAUUUACAACAAUGCAACAUUGCUUUUAAACAUUUCUUUGAUAUGAUCUUCUCAGCGAGUUGUCAUCUUGAUGAAUGACUUAUCAGAAACGGAGGUAAGAACGAGAAAAUAUGGAGACUUGCAACGAAGGGGGCGACCGGACCCUAACUGACACUGCGAUAUCGCAAAAAAGUUGGUCAGAAUUGAGAGGUGUUGUCAGUGAUUUACGUAGAAAAUUGUCCAGUGUGUCUGUAGGCUCUGUGCCUGGAUCUAUAACGUUUCGCUCGUUACCAGAUGGACGGACCAGAAUAUAUUUUCUUAGUAGUCCGAGCAAUGGAUGGGAAACUACGUUACUAUUUGUGGAUAUUGCACAUUCAGAUCAUGCGAAUGGCUAUCGCCUUCACUGGCAACCCAUCAUAGAAGCAAAUUUUCAAACUGUUUCAAGUACCAAAAGGCUAUCAAGGGAAGAACAAUUAUUAUGGGAAAGAAAAAGAUUAGCUACGUGGGGUAUCACUAGCUACGAGAUUCACUUAGAUAGUGGAAAAUUAGUUUUUCCAGCUGCGAGCAGCCUUUAUCAAUGCAUAGACACAGGAUUCAUGGCUGGACCUCUUUUUCCAUCUGAAAUUCGUAUGUCAACACCAGGUGCAAAACUAUGUCCACAAAUCUGUCCAUGGAACAAUGCGUUAAUUGCUCAUACGUGCUCUGGCGAUCUGUACCUAUCUCAUAGUAUCACAGGUUCUUCUGUAAGAUUAACUCAUGCAAGAAAAGGCGUCAGAAAUUUAGCAAAUGAUCCUCUCACAGCAGGAACUCCUUCUUAUGUAAUGCAAGAGGAAUUUACUAGAUAUACCGGUUAUUGGUGGCAGCCGAAUUCCAAUGAUGGUAUCUAUAGAAUAGUAUACGAAGAAAUUGACGAGAGCGAUGUAAAAAUAUUUUGUUUCCCAUCAACAUCAAAUUCCGAAGAUAUUGAUGAAUUCAGAUUUCCUAGAGCUGGUACUCCUAAUGCGAGAAGCAAUCUUAAGAUGGUACAAUUUCGAUUAACAGAAACAUUACAAAUUGUUGAUAUUGAAAUAUUAGAACUUCAAUAUCCGUUACAUAUUAUGUUUCCAUGGAUGGAGUACAUGGUAAGGGUAGGCUGGACUCCCGAUGCGCAAUACGUUUGGGUACAGUUGUUGGACAGAAAACAACAGAGGCUGGAAUUAGUUCUAUUAUCGAUAGAUAAUUUUUGCGAACCACCACCUAAUGUAUAUAAUUCAGAAAAUCACUUUACACCAUCAUCGGCGAGUGUUCAAGUAAUAUAUUCCGAACAAAGUUCAAUUUGGAUCAAUGUUAACGACCUUCUUUAUUUUUUACCAUCCGACGAUCCAACGGAAGUAAAAUUUAUUUGGGGCAGCGAAGAAUCGGACUUUAGACACCUGUAUCUUAUUACGUCUAGCAUAGCAGGUUUAAAUAACGAAGUGGAAGAACCAUUGGAUAAAAUGGAUAGUAUUUUUUUGCAACCUCGAGUUACUUCUAAAGUUGCUUUGACCCAAGGAGAUUGGGAAGUUCUGGGUAAAAAAUUAUGGGUAGAUGAACUCAACUCUAUUGUUUAUUUUUGCGGUUUACGUGAAGGUCCAUUAGAGCAGCAUGUUUAUGCUGUAUCUCUUCGUCGUCCGUUGGAAGUAAGGUUGCUUACCAGGCCAGGCUACAGUCACAACAGUAUAUAUUUUAAUAAGGAAUGCACGAUGCUAGUGACUGUUUAUAGUUCCAUCAAGACGUUACCAACUUGUCAAGUAUUUAAAAUAUCACAAUCAGAUUGGACGGUAGAAAGCAUUUCUCUAACGCCUGUGGGUUAUUUAUUAGAACCAUCCGCUCUCGAAUCCGAAUUAUUUGCUCCAGAAAUUUAUACACAUAAAAUAUCAUCCAAUGAUACUCUUUAUUCAAUGAUCUUUAAACCACAUAACUUUCAAAAUGGUGUAAAAUAUCCUACGAUAUUGAACGUGUACGGUGGUCCUGAAGUACAAUUAGUAUCGAAUACGUUCAAAGGAAUGAGGCAUUUAAGAAUGCACAUGUUAGCUGCUCAAGGCUAUUGUGUAGUAUUAAUCGAUUCCCGUGGUUCGCAUCACAGAGGUUUAAUAUUUGAAAGUCAUUUGCAACAUAGAAUGGGAACUGUCGAACUAAAUGAUCAAGUGGAAGUACUAAAAUGGUUAGCGGAAACUACUGGUUACAUUGAUUUAAAUCGUGUGGCAAUUCACGGCUGGUCUUACGGAGGAUAUUUAAGUCUUAUGGGCCUAAUACAAUAUCCAGAAAUAUUUAAGUUAGCUAUCGCCGGUGCACCAGUUACUUCUUGGAAUUUUUAUGAUACUGGGUAUACCGAACGGUACAUGGAUUUACCACAAGAUAAUCCUCAUGGAUAUAUGUCUGGUUCAAUUUUGACCUAUGUGGAUAAAUUUCCCGAUGAAGAAAAUAGAUUAUUAAUCAUUCAUGGUCUCAUAGACGAAAAUGUGCACUUUUUUCAUACAAGUCAGUUGAUUAAUGCACUUGUAAAGUCUGGGAAACCAUAUCAAUUGCAAGUUUACCCCAAUGAAAGACAUAGUCUCAGAAGUCUGGAUGCUAGUAAACAUUACGAAACUACGUUGCUAUCGUUCUUACAGAAUCAUUUAUAAAUUUAUUACUCUUAUUCAGGUACAUAUAUAAUUACAGCGGUAAAUGCUGAUUUAAACAUUUUAACAAUUUAAUUGACUGCCAUUACGUUUAUGUAUAUAGAUUGAAUAAAUUAAAAAUUAUUUUUCGCGUCGUGUUCGCGAUGGUGUUGCCUAAUGCAAAUCUAACAUUCUGUAUGAAGACUCCGAAAUCAUUACUUAAACAGUAUUAUAAUUUUACUACAAGAAGUUAAAAUAAAACAAUAAUUAAAAAUUUUAUGCAUAUAUGGAGAAUAAUAUUUCUUUUUCCGUUUAUAAAAACAAAAAAAGAACAUACAUAAAUAUUAAUAACACAUUCGGGUAUACGGCCAUCGCGAAACUUGUGCUAAACGCAAUUUGCAAUAUAAAUUUUUGCAAUUGUAAGACUUAUUGUUACUUU